AGUUUAAUUUAUCAUAAUAGUGCUGCAUCUUCAUAUUAUGAUAUGCGAAAGGAUUUAGGAAGCUCAACAACACAAUGAUUAAUCUGUGCAGAUUCACGAACGCUUUGCAGCGAACAUGUAGAGUCCUAAUGCGCGAUGUUCGUCGUAGGACCUUCCUCUCGACGAAUUUCAAGAGAGAUUACAGUUCAGCAUUGUACAUUUCUGGUAAUAAAGCUUACAAGGCAUUCGCAUUCCUGUCACCGUACCUGGAUUGCGAUGAGAGAUUUGCUGAUAUGGAGAAACUGCGGAAAGAGCUGGUGCUACGUGGGAUGAAUGAUGUGAAUGUGAUUCAGUUGAAGAAUGCGUGGGAUUUCUACUUGAAGAUGGUUGGGGACAGAAGUGCUUUAGAGAGCAACAAUUCCGAACUCGCGGGUCGCGUGAAAAGUUUACUCGAAAGUCCCGAACGUACUACUGAGCAAGAGCAAGAAAUCCUCAAACUGCGUACCCAGUUGAAUAUCAUACGACAAGACUUGAAGACCAUCAAAGAAGCGAUCUGGGAGUUGGACGAAGAUGUGAUGGAGAGAAUCUUGAAAUUACCAAACGAGUUGGAUCCUAGAACACCCAUCGACGAGUCGGUGGUGCUGAAGAGCAUCGGCAGCGUGCUCGAAUUGUCCCAGGAAGACAAAAGAAGGAGUCACAUCGACAUCGGAACAAGCUUGGAUCUACUGCAAUACAAGAACCCCAUGCAUUAUUAUCUAUGCAACGACGCAGCCUUGUUCGAGCUCGCCAUCCUGGCGCACGCGGGCAGAAUUUUCGGCGAAAACGACAUGGUCAGGAUAGUCGGGACCGAUUUCAGUCGUAGUCUCGUAGUAGAAGCUUCCGGUUUGAAUCACGAGGACCCCACGGCAGCUUUCGUCCUAGAGAAUCACAACGAGGUCGAGAGGGGCUCGCCAAAUCGCAUGCACCUGGUCGGUGGCGCGAGCCUGGUCUCUUUCCUGAUCCUACAUACGAAACAAUUGAUAAAUCCCAAUCAGUUCCCGCUCAAGUACUUCACCACCGGGAGACAGUACACGCCGGUGCCGCGUGACGCGCAGGUGUGCGGUUUGUUCACGGCUUGCCAAGCAUCCGUGGCGCACGCCUUCGUCGUGGUGAAGGACACGAGGAGCGAGGAGUACGAGACUCGGUUCAACGAGCUCCUGGAGAACGUAUGCAGAUUGUAUGACGACCUGGACGUUCAUUAUCGCGUUGUCAUGCGAGCCGCGUCCGAGCUGCAGCCUUGCGAGGGCCUGCGCGUCUCCUUCGAGAUGUGGUCGCCCUUCGCGAAUCAGUAUGUCGAGGUCGGUCACGUGUCCGCGUACGGAACUUACUUCAGCAAGAGAUUACUCAUCGCCUACCAGACCCCUCGUGGCAGAGACUUUCCCGCAAUGAUAUCCGGCACCGUUCUCUCCGUUCCGCGUCUGCUGGCUUGCAUGCUCGAGCAAAAACCCGACGAAUUCGUGAUUCCACCGAGGAUUGCCGAACUUGUGCCUUCGGACGAUUACACGACUACAUAAAUUAAUAUGCUAUGUAAAUCAGUAAUUGGAGAAAUUGUUGAAUUGCUAUUAAAGCUCUUGAGUCCCCUCGCUGCUGCCAUGUUAGAUUGUGACAUCACAAUUCCAACAUAGUCGGUGAGGAGCCAGGAACCUUAAUAUAUUGUAAAAAUAUUGUAUAAAUUUUUUUCCAGACUAAGGAAAAAUGUUUAAUGCUUUUCUGAAAUAUGUAGGAAUGGAUAUCAAUUGAUAAUAUAGAAGUUGUAAAGAGGCACGAGUUUCAGUUUAUAAUUUUGGUCCAUAAUAUAUAUUAGCGCAAUAAUAAAUGCUGGAGUAUGUUACUUGACUUUUGUACAAAGCAUCGUCUUAGGCUGCUAUUUUACAAGAUAUCGUUCGAUGUAAUGCAGAACUUCGAAAGCGACUUCCACCAUGAUAAGAAUGAUUAUCAUCCAUUCCAAACGAACGUGAUGACGGUCACUCAAGUGCGACGAUAAAAUGCUUACCAAUUCCA
Molecule: messenger RNA, 2019 nt
Organism: Nylanderia fulva
Lineage: Eukaryota; Metazoa; Arthropoda; Insecta; Hymenoptera; Formicidae
Product: serine--tRNA synthetase-like protein Slimp
Biological process (GO): seryl-tRNA aminoacylation
Molecular function (GO): ATP binding; serine-tRNA ligase activity
Source: RefSeq, a predicted model, not a curated record